AUGGAUCCGGAAAUAUCCGUCGUGGAAGAGUACUUCCAUAUGCAGAGGUUGCACACACCCAUGGCCCGAGGCGAUUAUCAAACAUUCCGUAGAGCAGCACUGAUCUGUGUGGUCGGACUCAUCGUCCAGACUUUCGUCGCGCUGCUCAUGCUGAUCUACUCAACUUACUCCGGCGAUCAUGCCGCACGCAGCGCUUCGAUCCUCUUCGGAUCCGGUGUCAUCGUGUGGGCGAUACUGCUCUUUGUCUUUGAUCAACAUCGUCGUGAGCGGAUCGAAUCGAUGGAAGCCGAGCAGUUCGCAAGCUCAGGAGGAGCAUCCGCAAGCGCGUUCUCCGAUGCAGGAGAUGAUCUGCGUGUCGCAGCUCGACGCUUGGUGUUCAUCCAGAAGUGGGUCGUUCCUGCGGCGGGAGUUGUGUUCGCCGCGAUCAAUAUCCUCGCAGGGAUCUCGCGUCUUCGUUCGUGGAACGCGUAUUCCUCGGACGAGACCUUUAUAUACAACACUCAUAUCGUCGGCGCGAUGCUCGCGAUCGGACUCGCGAUCGGCGUCGUCGGCUUUAUCUUUGCACGCUUCGUUUCAGGGAUGGGCAAGAUCAAUGUCUGGUCCAACCUGCGAGCAGGUGCGGCUCAAUCCGUCGCGAUCUCGAUGGUGGGGGUCCUGCUCGCGGUCGCCGCGUUCCUUGAGCUCUCGCUCGGACAGAUGGGUUUCAAAGCGCUGACUCCGAUGAUCAUCCCGAUCGGGAUGAUCGUGCUCGGAUGUGAAGUGGUCCUGAAUCUGGUCCUCGAUGUGUAUCGACCACGCAAGCCGGGUGAAGAUCCGCGUCCUGCUUUUGAUUCUCGUUUGCUCGGAUUGCUCGCGGCUCCGGAUCGGAUAGCCGCGAAUAUCGGCGAAGCGGUCAACUACCAGUUUGGCGUCGAUGUCACUGGAACUUGGCUCUACCAACUGCUCUCAAAGCUCGUUUUUUGGCUCGUUGGAAUGGGUGUCGCGAUCGCGUGGUUGAUGACCAUGCUCGUCGUCGUUGAACCCCACGAACGCGGAUUGAUACUGACCAACGGACGCGUGAGCAGCCCGAUCUUCAGCUUCGGAGAGCGAGGCGAGAGCGACAUCGGACCUGGUCUACAUGUCAAACUACCUUGGCCGUUCGCGACUUACGAGACUCCGGUCUCGUACUCGCGCAGCGGAGGUCAACAAGAAGAAGUCCGCACAACGACUGGGGUGCGGGUGCUCCAACUCGCCGCGAAUGCUCCAGACGAGGGCAAAGACACGCCGUUGAUCUGGACUGAAUCACACUCAAGCCGUGAGAAGCUCAAUGUCGUUCAGCCGAGCCUUGCCGGUCACGAAGACGAAGACGGCACCAACUCACGCGGCGACCUGUCGCUCGUGGCGCUUGAAGUCCCGAUGCACUUCGUGGUUCGCGAUGUGAAGCUGUUCGAUCAGUUUGCUGGACCUGGUCAGCGCGAGGAUCUGCUUCAGAUGAUUGGGCGCCGAGUGGUGACCCAGUAUCUCGGACAGCAGUCAAUUGAUGAUGUGCUCGCGCACAAUCGGACCCAGAUGCUCCCAGAGCUGCGGAGAUUGCUCGAAGAAGCAUUCGCACCGCUCAACGAGGGGCAAGGUCCCGGAAUCGAGAUCCUCUUCGUCGGUAUGCAAGGGGCGCAUCCACCCAUCAAGGUCGCUCCUUCCUUUGAGCGUGUCAUCGCGGCUCGUCAGAACCGUGAAUCCAUGAUCGAAGAAGCGAGCCGAGUGGAGAUCGCGACACUGACUGAGGUUGCGGGAUCGGUUGAACUCGCCGAGCAGAUUGUUGGAGAGCUCGAUCAACUCGAGAUCCUCCGCAGAGAAAACGCUGAACAGGUCGCGGUUUCCGAGACCGAAUUGGAGGUCCAGCGACUGCUCGAGACCGCAGGCGGCGAAGCGGGUGAGAAGCUCCUCGACGCCGGCGCUCAACGCUGGACUCGUCAUAUGUCUGAGCGUGGACAGGCGUUGCUGCUUGAUGGACAACAACAGGCGUACUCAGCGUCGCCAAGCUUGUACCGAUCACAGACUUAUUUUAACGCGCUGCUCGAUGCGAUCGAGAGCGCUCGUGUGUAUCUGACUCCCGCGGAUGUGGAAUCGCUCCAUGUACGCAUCGACCUGAUGGAUCAAGAAGCCGGGCCAAAGCGCCUGAAACGACCCCCGAUGAUGGGCAUGCUCUACACCGUUCGUUUCACUGAAUCGGCGGUCAAGACGACCUUCGGAAAGGCCGGGGAGAACUCGAUCAUCGUCGAGCCGGGACUGCACUUCAAAGCGCCGUUCCCGAUCCAAUCGGUGACCAAGUACGACACGCGCACACGCAUCGUGCAGGCGCGUUCGGAAACUCAGCAGACCGCGGACGACUUCCAGGUCAUCGUUGAAGCGUUCCUGACCUACAAGGUCACCGAUCCGCUCAAGUUCUUCCGCAGUUUCUCCAACGCUGGAGAUCGCCCGAUCGAUCACUACAUCAAAGCGGAAGACUCCGUUCUCCAGGACCUGCUCCGCUCGGCGCUUGGUGAGACCUCUAAGUUCUCGAUCACCGAUCUCUACUCACCUGACCAAGGCGGAUCAGCACUCCCUCAGCUCGAAGAGCGCGUCCUCAACACACUCGCACAAGGCGGCGAGGGUGGCAACCCGCUCGACGACUACGGCAUCGCCGUAACCUUCGUCGGGAUCGAUCGCAUCAUCCUCCCAGAGGACACCACCGAUGCGGUGAUUACACGCAUGGGCGCCAAUCGUGACCGACUCGCCGAACGCUACGAGUCUGAGGGACGCUCCCAAGCUCGCGCGAUCGAAGCGAAGGCGAAGUCCGACGCGGACAAGAUUCGUGCGUUCGCGCAGCGUCGUGCCGAUGAGAUCCUCGCGAAGGGUGAAGCGGAAGCCGCACCGUACCUCGCGCAGCAGAAUAUCAAUCCUGAACUCGCGGUGUUCAUCCAGAACAUCCGACUCAUGCGUGAAUCCAUGGCCAAGAAGUUCACACUGAUCUUCUCGACAUCGGACUACGGUAUGCAGCUCUUUGAUCCGGAUGCUGCAGAUUUGGCGCGGAUGGAUUCCGCGAACCAGUCACUCGCGGAUGCACUCAAGAUCACCUACGGCUUGCUCAAGUUCGCGAUGGUCGUACUCAUCGUGCUGUUUGCAGUUUCGGGUGUGCAGUCCAUCAAAGAAGGCGAGCGAGGCAUCAGUGUCCGUUUCGGGAAGCAGGUUCGGACGAAUCUCGAACCUGGAUUCCAGUGGUCUUUCCCGUACCCGAUCGGUGAGAUCGUUCGAGUGGGUGAAGGUGCCGUGGAGAUGGCGGUUGCCAAAGAGUUCAUGCCCAACAUCCCUGGUGAGCAGUCCGAUGAAGAAGCACUCGCGAUCGACAUCGAUCGCUUCAACGACUCGUCCACGCUCAACCCCGCUCAGGACGGCUCGAACAUCACUUCAGACUUCAACAUCGCGCACACCCAAUGGAGCGUGAACUAUCGUCGAUCCAACCACGCGUUGUAUGUCUCCAACAUGAUCCCUGAACAGGAACGCGCGAUGAUGAAAGCGAUCAUCCAGCGUGCGGUCGUUCAUGUCAUCGCGGAGGUCAACAUCGACGAUCUGCUCAAGAACUCCUCAGAGACCAUCUCGGGAAGAGUCCGAGCGAUGGCGCAGGACUCGCUCGACGAGCUCGAAUCGGGUAUCUCGAUCGAUCGUGUUGUGCUCACACGCAAGAACGCGGCGCUCUCGCUCCGCUCGAAGUUCAGCUCGGUCCAGACUGCCGCACAGACUGCAGGUAAGGCACGCGAAGACGCGCUGCUACUGCGUGACCAGAUGCUCAACGAGGUCGCGGGACGCGGCAGCGAUGUGCUGAUUGCUCAGAUCAAUGAGUUCGAGCGCUUGAUCGAGUUGGGUCAGACGCAAGCCGCGGAAGAGCAGCUUGCGAAGAUCGAUGCGAUCCUCGAAGGUCGUCCAGUAGAGAUCGACGGCGAGGUCUUGGAAUCGCUCGUCUCCGGAGAAAUCUCCGAGAUGCUCACGCUCGCGCAGACGCUCUCAUCGAACCGAGUCAGUCAAGCGAUUGCGCAGCUGGAGAACUUCCGUUCCAAGCUCGCGCAGUACGAAGCGAACCCCAAGCUGAUGGUCGCUCGCGACUGGUCCAGCGCGAUGGCUGAGUUCCUCGACAAGGACUUCGUCUCCACGAUGGUGCUCCCUGAGGGAGUCAGCGCCGAACUGUUGAUCAAUCGUGACCCAGACAUUCUGCGAGAAAUCGAUCGCGAGAAGAAACGACGAGAAGCACAGGAAACUGUCGAUCGCAGGCGUGAAGAGAUGCGCCGUUCCUUCUUCCAGACCCAGCGUGGUCUCAAGGAACCAGAGGAGUAA
Molecule: messenger RNA, 4344 nt
Organism: Symbiodinium sp. CCMP2592
Lineage: Eukaryota; Dinophyceae; Suessiales; Symbiodiniaceae
Source: the annotation of a GenBank genome assembly